AUGGGAAAAUUCUUAGGUGGAAGGGGUAAUUUAGGCAUUUUAAAUACUUUAAGAAGACAAAUAAUAUAUCUAAUAAAUUGGGAAAUAAAUUUUAAUAAUAAAAAUGAAAAGUUAAUUUUACAAUUAUUAGGACUUCUUGUUCAAAGUGUAACAUCAGAUCAUUAUAGAAGUAUUACUGCACUUGAAAUUUUACAAUGUUUAGAUUAUGUAAUGAAAAUAUUAAUAUCUAACAAAACAAGAAAUAAUUGGAUUUUACUUUUAAAUAAUAUUGGUAAACAUAAUUUAAUAAUAAGGGAAUAUAUAAUGAAUAGUAUUAUUAGUAUUUUUAAUUUUAAUGAACAAUAUUUAGCUUUACAAGAUUUAGAAUCAAAAGGAAUAAGAUGGAAAAUGAUAAAUAAUCCAAUUUAUUUAAUAUUAAGUUUAUUAUUAAAAGAAGGAAAUAUUAAUAUAGAAGAAGUAAAGAAUUGUAUGAAAUAUUGUUUAGAUUCUAAUAUUAUUUUACCACAAAUAAUUUUGGAGUUAUAUUUAAUAUCAUUACCUAUUAAGAAUUUAUUACAACAUCCAAAUUUUCAAAUGACUAAAACUUUUUUUUAUAUAAUAAUAGAUAAAGCAACUAAUAAAAUAAUUGAUUCAAAAUAUGAUAAUGAAUAUUUAGAUUUUUUAUUUGAAAAUGAAUUUAAUUUAAUAUUAAAAAAAUUAUCAGAAUUAUGUGGUGAUCCUUGUAAAGUGAAGAUUAUCUAUAAAUUAAUAGAAUUAUCAAAUAAGAUAUAUUUAAAUAAUAAUAAUUAUUAUAAAAAUUAUAGAUUAUCAUUAUUAAUAUGUUUUAUUAUUAAUUUAACAUUUAAAAUGAUUGAAAUAACUCCUUGGGAUAUUUCAUUAUGGAUAUGUAUGAAAUAUUUAUUAUCUCAAAUAUUAAUAUACUUUAUAUCUUCAGAUAUUAUAGAUAUAAAAUUUAAUUUAAAUAAUAUAACAAAAGAUUUAUAUUAUAAAUAUAAUUUAAUAAAUAAAUUUCAAUUAACUUCAGAAGAUAUCGAUCAUUUUAAAUAUUUAUUAAAUUCAAUUUUAAUUAGUAAUAAAUUAUAUUUCAGAUAUUAUUAUUUUGGUAAAUUUAAUGACAUUAUAACAAAUAUACAGAAAAUAAAAUUUAAUGUAUAUUCAAUGAUUUGUAUGUUGUAUUAUCUUACUUAUAAUAAUAAAGAUUCUUCAUUUAAUAAAUAUUUUACUUAUAAACAACAUAUGAGUAUUUUUAAAGAUAUUGUACCAAAUUUUAAAUUAAAAUUAUCUACAAUAUAUUUUUCUUCAUUGGUUUGUAAUAUUUCAUGGAUUUUUGAUGAAUAUCCAAAAGAUGAUUUUAUUAAGAAUUAUAUAGAUAAAAUAUUUCAAUUUAAACCUGAUUUAUUUGAUGAUUAUCAUGUUUUUAAAGAAUUGUGGUUAAGAUAUAUGAAGUCUAGGAUGUAG
Cryptosporidium muris RN66 is the source of this 1458-nucleotide messenger RNA. RefSeq lists its product as uncharacterized. NCBI's taxonomy places the organism in Eukaryota, Apicomplexa, Conoidasida, Eucoccidiorida, Cryptosporidiidae. The transcript has a single exon. The coding region runs from base 1 to 1458 and encodes 485 amino acids. The record is from RefSeq and is a predicted model, not a curated record.